Molecule: messenger RNA, 429 nt
Organism: Haemonchus placei
Lineage: Eukaryota; Metazoa; Nematoda; Chromadorea; Rhabditida; Trichostrongylidae
Source: the annotation of a GenBank genome assembly
AUGAAAACGAAUUUACUGCGUCUCACCAAACCCUUCCGUUCUCUGGAAUGUGAUAUCGGUUACUAUGAUGAUGAGGAGAACAUCUACCUCGUUGACAAAUCCAAGGAAAUGAUAAAAGUACACGGUUAUCAGGUAAUCCCCACUGAACUCGAGGCACUACUGAUCACUCAUCCCGGUGUCGCAGAAGCAGCUGUCGUCGCUAUUUCAGAUCGUGAGGCUGGCGAAAGGCCGGUGGCUUUCGUUGUAUUGGACAAAGCUAAACCAGCCAGUACCAAGCAGAUAAUGGAUUAUGUAAAUGAACGUGUAGUGAGAUAUAAGAGGCUGGUGCAGGUGAACGUGGCUCAAACUCUGCCUCGAUCUCCAUGUGGCUCGUUGCUACGACGUCUACUCGCUCAGGCAGCUGUCCUCAACGUUUGCAAUAUGCCUUGA